This is a messenger RNA of Aspergillus nidulans FGSC A4, 1969 nucleotides long. RefSeq names its product protein fhpA. The record is from RefSeq and is a predicted model, not a curated record. The coding region runs from base 68 to 1969 and encodes 633 amino acids. Gene Ontology annotation, cellular component: nucleus. NCBI's taxonomy places the organism in Eukaryota, Fungi, Ascomycota, Eurotiomycetes, Eurotiales, Aspergillaceae. The transcript has 4 exons. Gene Ontology annotation, molecular function: DNA-binding transcription factor activity; sequence-specific DNA binding; DNA binding. Gene Ontology annotation, biological process: regulation of DNA-templated transcription; regulation of transcription by RNA polymerase II.
GCAUGCCUGUUCCGGGGUUCCGGCUGGUCGGGGAAAGCGGGAAAGGGCCCCGGCCUCAGACUGCAGGAUGCACCGAAAGGGCGAUUUAGGAGGUCAACAAGUCCAGUUCCAGAAGGGUCUUGCAAGGGCUGUUAAGACAGAGAGUCUGGCCAGUACAAUGGCCGACCCACAGGAUGUGCUGCAGGUGGCCGCCCGCUUUCCCCCCUGUCCCAGCUACACGCUCAAUCCCACACGAGAUCCAGCCUCUAGCGGUAAUCGAAGAGAUCAUUGGCCGUCUGUGAGCAUGAUCGCGUUCCACGACGCCGAAAUGGCCGUCUGCGAGGACAACCCCGGGGCGAAGGGCUUGGAGGAACCUGUCUUAUUUUUAGCGGAUUGUGGGAAAAAGAAAAGUAGACCCUCUUUUCCAGCAGUGGAUGUUUGUCUGGAGCUUCAGAAAUCUGCAGGCAGUUUGCAGCAGAAGAAGAAAGAAUUGGAGCGUGUCUGUGUUGGCAGCGGCCUUGUAGAACUGUGUGGUAUUGAGUGGUCACACGUAGUGGACAUGACAGUACGCGAGAAGCAGGAAGCGAAAAGCAGCUCCAACCGCACGACGCCCGAGACCCCCCCUUCUCUUGUUGACCAGUGGUCGGAAUCCAGCUCCAGCAGUCCCGAAGCAAUGUUACCUUAUCAACAACCAUGGGCUGUCGAGCCCGCCAUGAACUGCUCGUCCUUUCAGUCCCAAUCGCCGGUCGAGCCCUCACCAGACGGCCUGCCUCGUAUAGUGCCUUCCGUGGGCGGCCGUCUCCUUGAGUGGCCCGCGCCUCUGAUGGCGUCUAGCUACUCCUCGUCCAGGCAAUUGAAGCCCGAGAUGCGGCGGCUCCCUGCUGGCAAGCACCUGCCGGAUUGGGCGCACGCAAAGUCAUCAGAAGUAGCCUCGUUCUCCAUGUACAAGGCUUCACAUUCACUUCCCCCGCAUUCACACUCGUCAUCAUCCUCUACAGAUCCGGCCGCAGCCACAAUAUCUCCUACAUCGACAAGCAUGCCCUACCACUCGCUCCCAUUGAGCAUUGUGAGCCCACCUGGCAAGCUCGAAAUGAACCGUGACAGUGCACCGACAGCAAAUGCGGACGAGAAUGAGGACACCAACGCAGAUCCUCCAUAUUCGCAACUCAUCUACGAAGCUCUCUCAGCCGCGCCCGGGAAGAAAUUACCUCUUCAGGGUAUCUAUUUAUGGUUUGAAAAGAACACAGCCAAGGGGAAGGAUCGGAGCUCGAAGGGUUGGCAGAACAGCAUCCGACACAAUCUGUCCAUGAAUGCAGGCUUUGAAGCUGUUCGGGAAGAGUCUACGCCAGGGAAGAAGGCAGUAAACUAUUGGCGCCUGACGGAUGAGGCCGUAAGCAACGGCAUCCAAUCUACAACCCGGUAUAGAAAACAGGCGAAUUACAAAAAGCCAGUCACGUCGGAUCCGCCAGCUCCCCAACGCCAGCGUUCUGGGGCCAAGGGAGGGAAAGCCACGAAAAUCACGGCUAGGUUUCGAAGCAAUGGUCUCAGCAUGAAUAGUAUGAGCCAGGAGGAAUAUCGACGAGAUCGAGCCUGCCGCCAAAAUCUACAGCAGCCCCAGAGCCACAACCCGCGCGUGACACCCUCGCAGAGACAUCUACCAAAAAGCUUUAUUUACAGCCAGUAUCUUCCUCGUCCGUCACCCACGACAACAACGGCCGCAUAUGCACCGGGGGUGAUGGGAACAACAUCAUCCACGACACUCCCAAUGACAGCGACACGUUCUCCCGCCAUCGAGGGUUUCAAUUUAGGUAAUGUCGUUGGCUGUGCUGACGCCCCGCCCUGCACGUCCGCUACUCCCAUUUUCUGUGACAUGGCGGGGCCUGGUCCAGAUUGCCUCGUCUUCGACACCGGGUUUAUGGGGAUGGACGGCAUCCAUUCGUCCUUUGCGGGCUCAGAGAUCUCGACUACAGAUCUUCAUAUUGGGUUAUAA